AUGGAGCGCACUGCUGGCAAGGAGCUCGUUCUGGCGCCGCUACAGGACUGGGGCGAGGAGACGGAGGACGGCGCGGUGUACAGCGUGUCCCUGCGGAGGCAGCGUAGCCAGCGCUUGAGCCCAGGAGAGAGAUUUGGGGGCAACCAGCCCUCCAGCUCCACCGAGGCGUUUCUCCAUUACCGUACAAGCAAGGUGCGGGCGCUGAGGGCGGCGCGGCUGGAGAGGCUGGUACGUGAGCUGGUGUCUGGAGACCGCGAGCAGGAUCCUGGGUUCGUGCCUGCCUUCCUGGCCACACACCGGGCCUUUGUGCCCACUGCCCGCGUGCUGGGCCUUCUACUGCCACCGCCGCCGCCACCAUUGCCGUCGGGGAUAGAGAUCAAGAAGACAGAAGGACAAGAUCUGAACCUCAACAAAAACCUGAGAUCUGUGGUGUCUGUACUGGGCUCCUGGCUUCAGGACCACCCUCAGGACUUCAGAGACCCCCCUGCCCACACAGACCUGGGCAGCAUUUGCACGUUUCUGGCUUGGGCAGCCCCAGAAGGGGCUGAGGUCAGAGAAGCAAAGAGACUGCUGGGAGAUUUCCUGGAGGAGGCUCAGCUGGAGCAGGAAGAAGAGGAGCAGCCAGACCCGUGGGCAGGGUCUCCGGGAGGUGCUCAGACUUCUAACCCAGACUCCCCAGAGGGCUGUGCGGAAGAGGAGGUAGGACUUGUGCGGGAAGGCCCCGAGCUCCUGGAUUUCAGCGUGGACGAAGUGGCAGAGCAGCUGACCUUGAUGGAUGUUGAACUCUUUUCUCGAGUGCGCCCCUGCGAGUGCCUGGGCUCGGUGUGGUCGCAGAGAGACCGGCCCGGGGCCGCAGGCAUCGCUCCAACGGUGCGCGCCACGGUGGCCCAGUUCAACAAGGUGACCGGCUGCGUGCUGGGCUCGGUGCUCGGAGCGCCCGGCCUGGCCGCCCCGCUGAGGGCGCUGCGACUCGAGAAGUGGAUCCACAUCGCUCAGCGCUGCCGGGAACUGCGGAACUUUUCCUCCUUGCGCGCCAUCCUGUCCGCCCUGCAGUCAAACCCUAUUUACAGGCUCAAGAGCAGCUGGGGUGCGGUGAGCCGAGAACCGUUAUCCACGUUCAGGAAACUUUCUCAGAUUUUCUCCGAUGAGAACAACCACCUCAGCAGCAGAGAGAUUCUUUCUCAGGAGGAGGCCACGGAGAGACCUCAAGAAGAGGACAGUCCCCCGGGAAGCUUAGCUUCAAAGCUGCCUCCAGGCCCUGUCCCCUACCUCGGUACCUUCCUCACUGACCUGGUCAUGCUGGACACGGCCCUGCCGGACACACUGGAGGGGGAUCUCAUCAACUUUGAGAAGAGGAGGAAAGAAUGGGAGAUCCUGGCCCGAAUCCAGCAAUUGCAGAGGCGUUGUCGGAGCUACUGUCUGAGCCCCUGUCUGCCCUUCCUGGCCGCCUUGCGUGCCCAACGCCAGCUCACUGAGGAGCAGAGCUACCGCAUCUCCCGUGUCAUCGAGCCACCUGCUGCUUCCUGCCCCAGCUCCCCACGCAUCCGACGCCAUAUCAGCCUCACCAAGCGUCUCAGUGCGAAGCUGUCCCGAGAGAGAGGCUCGUCCCCUGGUGGGAGCCCUGGGGACCCCUCAUCCCCCACCUCCAGUCUGUCCCCAGGCUCUCCCCCAUCUAGCCCUAGAACCAGGGACCCUCCUGGGAGUCCUCCAACCUCUCCAGGGCCUCGAGGCCCUAGCACCAAGCUGCCCCUGAGUCCAGACCUGCCAGGCUCCCAGGUCAUGGCCUUACCCCUGAGUGGCCCUCACAUCCCUGUCCCUGGACAGCAGGGCUCAGAUGCCCGUGUCAUCCGCGUUAGUAUCGACAACGACCAUGGGAACCUGUAUCGGAGCAUCUUGCUAACCAGUCAGGACAAGGCCCCGAGUGUGGUCCAGCGAGCCUUGCAGAAGCACAAUGUGGUCCAGCCCUGGGCCCGAGACUACCAGCUCUUCCAGAUCCUUCCUGGAGACAGGGAACUCCUGAUUCCUGACAACGCCAACGUCUUCUAUGCAAUGAGUCCAGCUGCCUCCGGAGACUUUGUGCUGCGGCGGAAGGAGGGAACUCGGCACCCACCCUCUCUUUCCUUGACUUGA
This is a messenger RNA of Chrysochloris asiatica (Cape golden mole), 2130 nucleotides long. RefSeq names its product ral guanine nucleotide dissociation stimulator-like 3 (gene RGL3). The coding region runs from base 1 to 2130 and encodes 709 amino acids. Lineage: Eukaryota; Metazoa; Chordata; Mammalia; Afrosoricida; Chrysochloridae. Gene Ontology annotation, cellular component: plasma membrane. The transcript has 19 exons. Gene Ontology annotation, molecular function: guanyl-nucleotide exchange factor activity. The record is from RefSeq and is a predicted model, not a curated record. Gene Ontology annotation, biological process: Ras protein signal transduction; positive regulation of GTPase activity.